Molecule: messenger RNA, 34824 nt
Organism: Symbiodinium sp. CCMP2592
Lineage: Eukaryota; Dinophyceae; Suessiales; Symbiodiniaceae
Source: the annotation of a GenBank genome assembly
AUGGGCGCCACUUGGGCCGUCGCGUUCUGGUUUUGUCAGAAGACGAUCCCGGAUGCGGUGGCACGGGAGAGGAAAGAAGUGGUGACCCCCGACGCCUACACGCUCUACAUCAGCGGCCUCCCGCGGCGCCUUGAGCAACACUUGCAGUACGAGCAGCUUUUAAAGGCUCACUUUGAGCGGAUGCUCAAUGCGGAGCUCACGCCGGAAAUCGCAGCGACCGGGGUCGAGGUGAUCAGCCGGGCGGAACAGUUCAUGUGCGAACCUCCCGCAAGGAGUUGUUCCUGGCAGCGAGACCUGGAUUCGCGUGGUCGCCGAAUCGGAGUGAUUUCCGACGGCUGCAAGGAUCAGGUCAGCUGCGAGGUGCGGUGGCCGAACUCGUCGUCGCAGCUGCUUCAGCCGGUUCGCGAACCCUUGAAGCGAGAGGAGUCCGGCGAAGGACACGGUUUGCUUGUUGCCGCCCUCCUUCAUCGUCUUGAGGCUGCGGAUUGCGCGCCGCCGGAGGGUGAACGAAAUACAGUGCACAAAGUCAGCUUGGUCCGAGAUUUCAACGGGAGACUCGGCCGGUAUCGGGCCGCAGUGGAGAGUGCCCAGAGGUCUCACCAGCAGAAGAAGCAGCAAAGGGGCAGCCGGCGGACAUCAGAGCUAGACGAGGCGGAGAAAGGCAAAAUACUACAGGAGCUCGAAGAGGUGAAGGUGGAGGAGCUGGAGGUCCUGGGAGCGUUCGUCACUUUCACCCAUGUGAAGCACAAGGAGUUUAUCAGCCAAGAGUACCGGUUCAGUCGCAUCAUGCUCCUGGGAAGGUGGUUGCAGGGUGAGGACCAGCGCUUUCAAGGCGAUGCGAUUCGGGCUUCCGAUGCCCCGCUGCCAGCGGACAUCUUCUGGGAGAACAUCGAUUGCCCAAAGAACAAAAGGAGGUUCAAGAAGGUUGUCAUUGCCGCUGCCUUUCUGGUGCUGGUCCUUGUAAUGAUACUCUGCCUCAGCCUGGCGAAGUGGGGCCGGGAAGAAGCACAGGCGCAAGGGAGCGGCGUCUGCCCUGCAGCAGCAGAUGCCACAGAGUCUCAACAGCUCUACUGCAAUUGCACUGCGGUUGGGAUACAAAAUGUUCUUCGCGACGUACCGCCUGGAACGCGGCAGGAGUGUAGUUCCUGGCUGGAGACGUACGCUUACUCCCAGGCGAUGAUGAUGCUUGCAGUGGCUUUCUCGUCUGUCAUCAACAUCGCUGCGGGAGUACUGAUAUCACUGAUUGCACACUUUGCGCAGCCACCAAACUUCACUGUCUUGGAGUCCCGCAUUAUGCAGAUGACUUUUGUCGUGAAAGUGCUGACGCUAGGAGUUGUGGUCACGCUUGUAAAUGCAGACUUCCAGUUCUACAUUGGCAGCUUUAAAGGCCUUUUGGGUCUACUGGGUGCUGGGCAGUUCAAAGACAUCGACAAGGCAUGGAAUGCAGCAGUGGGUGUCGAGAUCUUGACUCUGAUCGUUUUCAGCAUCAUGAACGAGAUAAUUGCCAUUGGCUUCGUUUUGCUCUUCAAGUUGAAGUGCUACUGCCUGGCGGGGCGGAAGGUUGACUGGCGAUCCAUGAAGGAGUUGUUUACGCCACCCCAGUUUGAGCUUGCCAACUACCACGCCGACCAGUUGAGCCUUGUCUUUGCUUGCCUGCUGUUCUCCAGUUGCCUACCGGCCGUGUUGAUCGUCCUCGCUGUGCGCUUGUUCUCCAUGUACUGGAUCCACAAGUUCGAGUUCCUGAGGGGCUGUUCGGUGCCUCCUCGGCACAAGCAGGAGCUCGCUCUUGGAAUGGCCCGCUGGGUUCAGAUGGCAGUCUUCUGCCACUGCGCGGUGGCCGUCUGGGUCUAUGGCUCAGAGGUGUUGAUGGUGCACUACGAGUCGAAGUUCGAAGCCGGCGCAGCGACAGACUACGCGACGCAGCUUGGAAACUUCCUGGGGGCUGAGGUCUCCGAUCUGGGUUAUCGCUUUUCUGGGCCUUCUGGGCAUAUCCUUGAUUUGGUGGGGCUCUGUAACGAGCCAACAUACCGCGGUCGGCCUCGGGACAAGGCCUUGUUGAACAAUCAUCACGGCAGUCGCGCUCCUAUGGCGCCGAAGACUGCCCCAAAAUCGGGCAAGCAGCCGGCCAAGGGCUCCGGCAAAGGUCAGGAAUUCCCCUCUUCCAAGUUGGAGUUUGGAUAUCCUGCGGCACUGAACACGGCGCUUCAAGCUAUUGGGGCCAGAGCAACCCAAGACCUUUGGCGUGGGCCCCAGCUUGGCGAUGGGGAUGCAACCGCCGAGCAACUCGCCCAGAGGCGGGCCAACCUGGUGUCCAAGCUGGCCAAGCGUGUGGAGGGCGAUGCUCGUGCCAAGCAAGCGCUCAAGGAAGCGCUAGCGGCUUGGAGUAUUUCGCUCGGCAACCAUCUCGAGCAGCUCCUCACUCGCGUCCGUGCUCUCAGCCACAAACUCGACGAGGACCUCGUCGAAGCGUGCGGGGAGCUCGAAGCCCAGACCAGGGAUGUGGCUUCCUCCUCUACGGACGACAGGAUCGCGGCUGCCAAGGCAUCGCUCGGGCCUGCUUGGAAUGUCAUACAAGAAGCCGAGGUGCUUCGGCUCGCGGCUGGUCUACGUGCCUUCGGCAGUGUGACGGCUGAUGGAAUGGCUGGCGGGCUGCUAACAGGACCUGCCACCAGUCAUGCUCCAUUCCCGGCCAGCGUCGAGGACUCCGAGAUCAGUUUUGGUGGAUGGAUCCCAGAGCUGGUGCCACCCUCAGGGCAAGACUCCGGCGCAAGUUCGGCCAGCAUCACGGGUGGUGCUCCUCCCCCCCCGGCAAGUUCAGCAUUGUUCCUUGCCGGGGAUCGACCGGCCACUCGUUGGAGGAAGAGAGGCAGCGGAGCUGUGGAACGCCCCUCCAAAAGCCCCCGUCGUGGACCUGCACCGGACACCGAAGUCGGCGAGCCGUGGGUGAGGACUACAACUGGCCUUACCCCUCAGGGAGUUUCCCGCCCACGCCAAACAACAGUGGAGGAGGACCCCGAGCUGAUCCCGGACAAGGGCGCGCUACAGGAGGCAUGGUGCCGCGCUUGGAUGGCUAUCCUAGCGAUGGUAGCGGAAAGUGGCGACGAUGUUGUCGGAGAGCUCUCUGUGUGCGACGAGCAGGAGACAGCGCUACCACGGCACGAGGACGACCAACCCAUGGACAAGGUGGUUGCUGCGGCAGACGAUCUGUGGAAGUUUCUGGUGCAGGUGGUGGCUGCCCCCUCCCUGGAACAGCUGGCAGCUCUACAUGCACGUCUGCUAACCUUGCUCUGCGACCUUCGAAGCUGUUCCGGUGCCCUUCCUCGCAUCCGCCAGGGACUGUUGGUCGCCAUCCAUGCGGCACUCGGCAGUCUGCUCGACCCGUUCAGCUACGCGAUAUCUGGCGACCGAGAUGUCCUCCAAUGCCCAUGCCCAGAUCCUGUGCAGAAUGCCUUGUCCGUUUCCCUUGGCCACAACAACUCAGCCCAGCUCUUGAGCGAUGGAGUCUCUGUUGACAUCGGCCCUGCUAGUCGCGAUCUUGGGGGCUACGUUUGUUCGUAUCUCCCAUGGAUCGCGGCUAGCCUUUUCCUCGGGCGAUGUCUGAUUCUGUACAUAGCUUUGUGCAGAGUUGUAGCGGUUUCAGGGAGGUUUAUUUCGGCAUAUGGUCCCCGCCUUUCUUGGCGCCGAGCAUGGCAGCUUGGCUGUGUUCUCUCUGCAACCGCUUGGUGGGUUGCUGCAGCAAUCGGACCGCCUGCCUCCAUGAUGCUGUGUGCCAUUAUCAGCGAGCUCCUUGCUGGCCUUCCUGGACUUGCCUUGGACUUUGGCUCUGCCCUAAGUUCGGCCGCUCAGCACUGUGUUCGGGUCCUCCCUGUCAUCGUUUCUGGACUUGCUGGCGUGUGGGACCGUUGCUGGACUUGGCUCCGCGGCAACGGGCACUCUGAUGGCGACGGUGAGCGGACAUGGCCUUCCCUCUCUUUCUGGCAUUCCCCUUUCGCCCUGUGUGGAUGUGUUAUGCCGGUUGGGGCCCGAUUUGCCGGUCGCAAGGUAAGCGGGGUGCGGUACUGUGCGAAAGUGCGACCACGGAGGUCCUGUGGCCCUAACUUCCAUGUGACUUUGCUCCUGCUCUACCUCUCGGUUGCUGACGGAGCUACUCUCCGUCUGGGUGCUGCUGUCCUUUCCUCUUACCUUGUGCAGCCCCCCGAAGCAGUGCAGUUGCAUGCGCAUGGGUUCCAUGAAGGCCUCCCUGUUCUCAGCACAGGUCCAGUCCUUCCCACUCCAAGUGCUGAUGAGAUGUGUGACGUCUAUCCAGUUGGCCGGACUGGUAACUUGCUGUUACCACGCACUGACCGUAGCCGCAGGCAUCUCGCGGUGUUUGUGGGGACACCCCCUGGAGCGCCUGUCCUCGACCCAUGUCCCAUUCCCUUUCUGGUUGAUGAAUGGCUGCAUGGGCCGCUGCUUCAUGCUAGGUUAGCCGCUGCUCUUGGUUUCCCUACUGGGGUCUUCGUUGUAUCUGGGGUCCGAGGAGUUCUUCCUGGGUUGCCGAGUGAACAGCUUCUCCUCACGCCAGCUGCUUGUUCAUGGCGGCAAGUGUGGCUGCCCGUCGAUUUGCGACAGCUUGGUGGCCGAGUGUGUAUGAUACAGUGUCCUCGUGACUCCACUUGCAGGGCGAUCGCCCAACUCGCCCUUGCUGCUCAAUCCCUGACGGCGGAGGUUGACCUUCUUCUUGCUCGUUGCACGUGGGGCUGGUUGACCCUUGCCUCCCAACCUCUCUUCUUGCAAGAUGUUGACACGCUGCAGUUUCAGAUUGGUCCGGCUGUUGAGGCUCUUCAGGGUCCUGUCGGAUCGUCCCUGGAUCCUCCCCUGUCUCUCUUUUCUGCGAUGCAGGUGAGCCUCCCAACUGCUCCGGCCGCCUACGACGCCUUUCCGGGUCACUCGCAUAACCAGGCCGUUCUUAUCACACCCAAUGGGUUAGUAUACGUUGAAGCCCCGGUUUAUGCUGACGCCGCGACCUUCCGACGCAUCGUGUCUACGCGGGCUUCCCCUGCCGCUACUGGUGGCGUUUUGCGGAUCUGGCACCCACUUCCCUCGCUCCCUCUUGUCCAGUUUCUUGAGGUUCACUGUGCUGAGGGUGAGGUGCCGUGCAUUUUGGAUUUCCGUCCUGUGGGCUGGAGACUGACUACUGUCUGCAUCUCGCCCCCUGUCACUGCGCUCGCCGCUGUCACCGCGGCUUCACGUCGGGAUCGCAACAGUCUUCCCCACGAAUGGGUCGAUCAGUGUGCCAGGGGUGGCUUCGGUCUUCUUCACAGGGAAUUCUCUGUGCUUCCGGAUCAGGUCAUUUCAGGGAGCUUUCCGUUGGUUAUCAUGUUCUUCCCGCAUGUUUUUCGACAGGACUCCUCGUCUUCCUCGGAGGACCAGGUUGGAGGGUGGGACACUCCAGGUACUUCGGAUACCAUUUCCGCCCUUCAGCACACCUUGCUGCCUUCACCCGCGAGAGCUUCCGCUCCCGCCAGUAUACCUGCCUGCACCGGAGUUACACCCUCUGCUUUCCUUAAUUCUUCAGUCCCUAGCGCUGCUGAGCACAUUGAGGAGCCGGCUUCGGACACGUCUGCUGCUGCCCGCAUUUUGCGAAGGCCUUGGGUAAUCCCUCAUAUCUUGGGUGUCUUAGGUGGGCGCGCCGGAAGGCAACCUGGACUUGGCACGUGGAGUGUUGCUUGCUUCCUGCUGCACCUUUCUCUUGUUGCAGCGGUUCAAAUCCACAGUGAACCUGCAUCGCCACGUGAUGCUGUUCUUUCUGCUGCCAGAGCUCCAGACCGCCAGAUUGCUGCUCCUGCUGGAGCCCACUCUCACCUGCAGUCCAAGUGGCUCUUGACUGGUGACUUCGGGGAUGGCCCUCUCUGGUUAUCGCUUCCGUCACCUGACUCGGUCUUCCUUAUAACUUGCCGUCUUUGGCUGCCGGGCUCCGAUGUGCGACUUGAGUUUUCUAGCACCGAUCGGGCCCGUGAUGUGUCUGCGGAGCUGUACCGCCAAGCCAUUCGACUUGGCAGAUCUCAGAUUGUUGCGGCGUCGGUAGGGCUUACGCUUGAAGCUGUUCACCUUGUGUCCCUGCCAUCGCACCCGGAAGCAAUUACGGUCCUUUUUGACCUAGGCAGGGAGGUUGUCUGCAGCGAACUUCCGUUCGACUAUAGUCCGAAUCAGGUUAUUACUGCCGCGCAGGAAGCAGCCUCUAGCAGUGACAUCCAAAUCUUGAAAGGCCUGGCACACAGACUUCGCCACGGUGAUGUCAUUCGGGUGAUUGUUAACUCCGAGCAACGUACGCUUGAUGUCUCGGCGUUCACUCUCCCGCCUCAUGUCACCUCCGCCUCUCGGUGGCUUCGGGAGUCGAGAGUGGUGUCCUUCCUUCAUUCCGUCGAAGGGGUGCUCUCUUUCGAGGUUCCGCGGUCGUACGCCCUUGACAUCACCGUGCUGAGCACCCUCCUGCAUAGUGUUAUCCCUGGCCGUCAUGUCUUUGUUGAGAUCCCUGGGGCAGAUGCCCUCCCACAUGCAGCGUUUUGUGUUGCUCGUCCUGGCCAAGACUGUGUUACUUAUCGCCUGACUGAUGCCUCUGAUCCUUCCGCUGCAGGCCUUUUUCUUGCCUUUGCAGGCGUUUUCGAGUCCUUCCCUGUCUUUCUCGACAGCCUUCUUUACAGCAAUCGCCCUGCAGCUGUCUUGCUUCGUCGGUUACAGCCUUUUGGCUUGUCGGUGCUGUCCUGGGAAUGUACCGUUAUCCCCGGCCGAGGGGAUUGUCACUAUUGGCAUGUCCAUGUCCAGGCUGACCUUGCAAGGGCUCGCGACUACCUCCUUCAUUUGCAUUGGGAGCCUAGGAUUGUUCGUAGUCCCCCGCCCCUGCCGCCGCCUCGGGUUCGAGUCUCUCAUAGUGUUGGGGUUCAGACUAACGCUCCCUUUAUCUCCGCUAGCACACCUGCGGCUGUUCUGCAAGCACCCCCGACCCUUUGUGGCGCCGGGGUUACACCGGAUUCCGCUUCCGAGCUUGUUGAUCUCUGGUGCGAUGCUUGGCACGUAAAGUGUCUUGUGGCCUGCGUGCCUGGAUUCGCUGUCUGGGCCCUUCGCGAAGGGGGUCGCCUUGUUGGCAUGUGCACACCAGUUCCUACCUGGGAGGCCGUUGCCCAAGCGCUUUCUCUCUCCCUCUGGGAGCUGCCCCAGACCUUUUUGUCGGGUAGUAAUCAGAUCUGGCCAUUUCCCCGGGACCUUGCCAGUGUCGUUGGGAAGUGUGUUAGUGUAGGCUAUGACUCGCCCGAAGGGAUCUCGCAGUUAGCGCAUAAUUGCCAUUCACCGGUUCCUAGCCCACCACCCGCUCCACCGACUCUUGUGUCUCUUGCACUUGGGCUGACUUGUCCCUGGCGCAGCUUGGUCUUGUGCUUGUUGGGUCUCCUGGCGCUCCCUGUUGAUUCGGUGCAGCUGCCUCUUGAGCCCGCCACUCUUGUUCCUCGGCGCUCUGCUGACGACAUUUUGCAUACUCGUCGUGACUUCACGCGGCCCUGCACCAUGUCUUGGACGCACGAGCUUGGGCGACAAACGCAUGGUUUUGCAGUCGCGGCGCCUCAGUUAGGCGCCUACGUUGAGCGCACUUCACCACAGUAUGAAAUCCAGCUGCAUCUGUGGUUACCCGGACAAGGCCCGAUCCAUCUGCGGGUUCUCGCGCGUCACCUUGACCUUCAUCUUAGUGCAUAUCUUGGAGCCUUCUUGCCUGACUGUGAAUAUGGGCUCCAUGUUGCCUUUGACUCGAACCCGCAGGUCUUGGACAUUUUGGUCACCCCGCCAUCCGCACCAGUUUGGUGGAUCCUUAGGGAUUCCAUUGGGUGUGAGUUGCUUCGGCCAGUCGUCCAGCACUUUACCUCUCACUGCUCCUUCUUCUUUUGUGCCAUUGAGCCUGAUGGGGUUGUGCACAGUGUCGAACCCUCGGCUGAGGUGCGUCAUAUGUCACCGAGCCCCCAAGGCGCUAGGGCUCUCAUUGGCCGUGCUCUCCCAGGGUUGGUCGGACGAUUUGUUGAUGGCGUCCUUCAUGUCGUAGCGGCGAGAGCUUGCUCGCCGGCUGUCUUCGGCGGCCUGACCCUGUUUCUUCUUGGGGGGCAAUCAGCUGCUAUGCACCCGCCUUAUAGCACUGCCCUGGCUACAGUCGCUGAUGUUCCCCCGCCUGCACCUACUACCAUGCGGAUCUGGACACUCAAUGUCCCCGUGCCUGUCGAUCUGCCUUGGCGGCCACAGGGUUACCCAACCCGUUGGCUUCGCGAGUUGAUGUGCAGGUUACACCACAUUGACGACCCUGGUGAAUUCCGGUCUACUCUCUCCUCACCCGGCGGGACCGUGCAGCACGUUCUUUUUGUGCCGAUAGUGCCCACCACGCAUCCUACUGCUAGAUUCUGGCUGUUGCACUGGGGAGACGCGGCUGUUGUUACUUUUGGGCAUACCCCUUUUCAUUGGGAUGUUGUCUCUGCUCACAUCCGAGCCCUGUUUCCAGGGGGACCUUUGCCAGACCGUUGCCCAGCUCUUUCCUUUGCUGGCCAGUUUUACCCGCCUGGAGCUCCCCUGCCCGACUUUCCCUCUGGAGCUGUCAUUCAGAUUAUCAUUGGCGCUCUUGCAAGAAUACCGGGAGACGAUGAUCCUUGGAACCCUGAUCCAUUAGUCAUAGAUAGCCCCUUCUUCCGUCAUGUUCCCAGUCGUGGCCCUGCUCUGGAACCGGCCAUCCGGCUUGACGGGCGUGGUAAUCAACUUGCUGCUGGCGCCCUGCAACACCCCUUGGUCGAUCAAGGUGUCCAGACUGACCUCUCGGGUAAUGGAACCGGUCUCGACCAUGCCACCGUUUCCCGGGUGCAUCUACUUUCCCGUGAACUCUCCUUCCAUACGUCACGACUGUGGGCGGGGCUUGCGGAGCCUGACGCCGAGCCUGUUGGAGACUCCCCCUCCGUUCUGAGGCUUUCUUCCCAAAGCGCUUGCGCUGCCGCCUCGGCCCCGAAUGUCGAUCUGCUUGAUAUCGGGGGUACUUCUGGCAGCCACAAGCUGGCUCUCCCGUCCUCCGUUAGCUGGUUGUUAGUUGGGGCUCUUUUCGGUCUUAGGGGGGUUGCUUUUAGGAGCGUUCUUGCUCUUGCCACUGUGAGCGAAGGCUCUAUUAUCUUCCCACCGCCUGAUUGUCCGGCCGAGGAGUCGUCUGAUGAAGACGGUCCCCCUCCUGUCCAAGCUGAGAACAUGUCGGACGCUUCAGGGGCACCAGUCCCCUUCACCACUCCGGCUGGACCCCCUCCACCGGAGCCGGUGAACGCCCCUUUCCAGCCUCGUUUGCGCUACCUUCGUGCGGCCCGCCCUCUUGAGGAUUAUGCUCUGGGCCUUUGGCCCUCCACUCUUGACAGGGAGCCGGCUGCCGAUGAGGAUGUUAUUCGCCGGGUCCAAGCUGAUUUGCUUGGACUCCAACGCGGCCUACGCACAUUUGCCGCUGCCAUCCCAUUGGGCACGCCCUUUUGUAUCCACAAUCCCUUCACUGCCCGCCAGCAAUGUGACAUUGUUGAAUACUCUGCCGGGCCUGAACUUAAUCCCUUUGUUCUGUUUCAAGGCCAUGCACGCAGCCGUGGUUGGGCCGGGAUGGUCUUGCUCAUGCCGCAACCUGAUGCCACAGCUGUGCAUCUAAUUGGUUGCCCCCAAGCACCUGGCAAUGCCGCGGUGGGUGUCGUCAUUGACGGACGCCUCAUUCCUUGCUGCCUUCCUACAUGUGUAGCUUGUGAGGCGCUCCGAGAGCUUCACUUAGACGGCCAAGCAUAUGAUCUCCGACCUCCGGAAGUCCAUGAAGAAACUGCUGUUGUCCAAUUUCGCAACGGCGACUGUUUGGCGGCAGGGCGCCGACCCUCCCGCCAGCUUCCCUCCCAGCGAGAUGUGCAAGCCGCCACCGCAGAAACCUUGGGGCGUGACACCGAUGCUGCCACCUCGGCCCCCGGAACUACUUCUGCUGCAGUCAGAGCCGCAUGGUUGUGGCUUGGGCUCGUUGUCACCUCCGCCAGAUCGCCUGGUGUGGCCCCUGCCAUUCUAGCUCUUUGUCUCUGGCACGCAGAGGUUCUAGGUAUGCAUAGGCCGGGUGGCUUCCCUUGGGGUAUUGAUCCGGUUAACCGGCGGUUCUCUGGCAUUACGAGCGAGGACCCGGUUGAAGUUGUCUUGCACAGCCCCUUUUUGGGGGUUUUUCCGCCCUUUACAGCCUCCCAGGACACUUGUCACACUCAGGCCUGGGCCCAGUUUCGCAAUGAUGACCCGGGGUGGGCGGUAGACUACUUUCCGGUCUGGCCGGGGCCUGCAUUCAAUGAACUUUCCGUCGUUCCUGUCGGCCAUGACCCCGCCCUUGUCACUAUUAUGCUUGUCUGGGGAGGCCACCAUCGGGCCACACUCACGCCUCGAACUAUGACGGUUGCGUGGCUGACUUCCUUCGUUGCCCGUCACAUCAACAGUGAAGUUGGUGGACUUUCACUUCCCCACGGUUUGGCGGUUUGCGAAUAUUUUGAUAUUCCGCCUGCUGCUUUUCGGUUCCGCAAUGGGGACGUUGUUUAUAUCCAUGAUCCCCCAGCGGACCCUGAUGAGCCGUUAGAGUUUGUAGAGCCGUGGCACCUCCAGGAUGGACUCGCGGCACACCACGCUCCCUGGGCAGUGGGGUUCCAACUUAUGUUUCCGAUUUCGGUGCACUUGCUCCGUCCUGCGAAACCGCCACUUCUCACGAGCAUUCCGGCUGGCGAAUCAUGGUGUCCUGAAGCAUUUUCAUUUUCAGGGGACUUUAGACACCAAUUCCCUGGCUUUUGGACGCCGGUCCAGUGGACGAGUGCCCGUGCCCUGCAAUUGAUGGCGGUUAACGAGGUUGCAGCUAAGGUUAAUGUCGUAGCAGCUACUCCCGAAGGGCGGUUGUGCCGAUCGGUUGACCGUGUUGUGUCUCGUGCCAGCCUCGCCGCUCAACUGAGGUUUUGCCCUGCGACGGUGCAGGUUGGCGGGAUUCCGCCAUAUGCCCUAGAGCAAGCGUGCGAACUCCGCAACGGGGAUGUUGUUUUUGGUGAGUUCGCUCGCGGUGGCUGUGCGACUGCCUCCUGCCAACUAGGUUUGUGGCUAGGAACUGCACUUGCCCUCUCACAGCUGCUCGUGGCACGCCAGUUCUUGCUUGUCCUCGCUGUUGGACUUGUUUAUGGUGGUCAUCCCGCGAGUUUCGGGGCCAGUGCUCUGCUGCUCAUGACGCCCGCGGCGGCCAUGAUUCCACAGGCUCCUGCAACAUCUGUGGCAAUCCCAGAUAUCCCUGCUGCCACUGCUAACCGAGUCACCCUCACUCUUGCAAAUCCUUUUGCACCCUGGCAACGUGUUGAGGUUGACCCCCGUAAUGCCUUUGAGGAGAUCAUUGCAGAUGCACAUCACACCCUGACGUCGUGGCAUCGGGGUUUUGUCGAAUCCGGGCUGGUGACCGAUGGUUCGCAUGUUCUGGUCCCGAGACCCGGAGGGAGGCUCACAUGCAUACUGGUCACGGGUUUAGGUCAGCUUCUUUGUGUGGUUGUGCCCUCCUUUCUCACUCCCCGCGAUCUAACCCAGGCCUUACAGCUGCGCUUUGGCCGCAGGGUCAGUGUGCACCUAUCGCCCGGUCUCGCUGCGUCAAUCCGGGAUGCCAGACCCGUGCUCGCUUUGCGCUCAGGUGACUUGAUAGCUGUACGGCUUUUCCAGUCAGACCCUUCAGCGGGGCCACGUGAAACGCCCGUCUUCCUGACCUGGGGAGCUGCGCAUGCCGCAUCAGCAUGGCAUUCUGACUUUAUUGUGGCACACGCCUCCUGUGUGCUGUUGUGGUCACCCAGCCGACCCGCUCGGGUCGCUCUCCUCCGACACCAAGCGAGGUGGAAUGCUGCCGAGGCCACCGUGUGCCAACACGAGGAUGCCUUGGGUGUAUACCGGUGGGCGCCGUGCCACGGACACCUCGGGACGCCUCCUUGGCUUGUUGAGCAAGCCACUGCUCUUGGGCGUGUCAAUAUCAUUCAGUCUCGCGGCUCCACUAGGUGUGUCGAGAUUGAUAGAGGUGCUGCACACGACCUGUAUGUUCACGGGUUUUCCCUCCGCCCCGCCUCCAGCCAGGCUACUGAGGAAGCCAGUGUCCGCGAUGGUGAUUGGUGGGUUCACUCCCUUGCAGCUGGAUUGUUUGGCCGUCGGUUCCCCGCGUUGGCCGGGCUUUUGCUCCUUGUGCAUGGUUUCAGCGGACCCGCCUGGGCGGUGUCCUCAGGAUCUUCGGGCCGAUGUUCCAGUGUCGACUCUUCGGAAGCCCGCACCAUUCGCACUAGGAUGCCGCCUCGGCGGAGUCGCUCCCGUGGCCAGGACAGCUCUCAGCGCUAUUUUCCUGCGCGAGUCGAUUUCAGCAGUGGCGAACCCUAUGUCCUGCAGGCGGGGUGGCAGCCUGAUUGUACUGACGGUCAGUUGUGUUUUGACCGCUGCUUUCCCGGUCCAAGGCCUCUUACCACCCGAGUCCUUUGCCCCCUGAGGGGUUGGAGUGAAUCUCAUUUUGCCCGGUUGGAAGGGCCAUGGUCCCUGUUUGAAGCUGUUGGCUCCCGACACUGUGGGGCCUGGGCAACCCGCUUCUUUCCCGUCCGUGGGGCAUUUCCGUUUGCCCAAGUUACGCUUGCCCCGGUUGCUCCCUUCGGGAUGGCAAGUGUAGUCUUCCACACCCUCAGUGGCACUGCAGUUGCAUUAGCGUCGGUUGAUGCGUCGCUCGAGGACAUUCAGCGACUGGCCGCCCGUCUCAUUCCCUGCACACGGUUUUGGGUUGUCAUUCCGCCUCCUUCCAUCCGCGCCGCUAAUAUGCACACGCACAUCCGCCUUCGCAACGGUGAUGCUUUUGGCUUUUUGCCUGACUCUUCUCAACCCGGUUCUACGCGGUUCCCUGCUCUGCACUAUCCGUCCCUUGAUCGGGCGCGGCAGGUUGCCAGCUGGUCGUUGUCCUUCAGGUUUGACGCCGGAGGACCCGUCACCCUGUGGACAACCUCCAACCGUUUUGGCCAGUUGGUGUAUGUACGUGACAAUGCGUAUUGGGAUCCUCUUGGCCCCACUUUUCGAAGCUUAGGCGGAGAGACCCUAACCGGUUCCUGGGUACCAGUCCUUACAGGCGACCUGUCGGACCUACAUCUAAUGUCCCGCACCUCAAUUUCUGAAGCGCAUGUGCUCUUCCUUCUGCCGCCAGAGCAGACACCGGUGGGGGUCUUCCUAGCUGGCUGCAACACCCACCGCAUUCCCUUGGGCUGGCAAUUGUUACCUGCCAUCCGUUAUGUGCGUGCCGGUAGCACGCUGCGGGACGGGGACGUCUUGGUUAUCGCCCCGGCUGCCGAUCUGGUUUGGGACCCUUUCAGUAUCCGGCCUCCCAGUUUAGAUGAUGUGCAGCCGCAGAGUGCCCAGCACACUUGGCAUCAAUCUCUGACCUCUGCCUCGCCCGGCCCUACGGCUCUGCUAGGCUUUCUCGCGGUUUCGGUUGGUCGCGCUCCAUGGUGGUUAGGGCUUGCCCUCGGGGUUGUUCUAGGGUCUGGCAUGGUGCCAUCUUACGAGCUCCCCGAUCCGCCCAUCCGAGUCGGGCUGUACCCAUGGCGCGCGCGCCCUGGUGAGGGCGACCUCCUCGAUCUUUCGGUCCGCCCUGAAUUGGAUGUUGUUCUGCUUAGUCCUUUCACAGGGCCUCGGGAGGCCGGUCGUCUUUACACCUCCGCUGCCAUUACGGAGCUUCACACUUUGACGCAGGCCUGUGAGCCGGCAUGGGGUGCGGAUGCUGUGCCUGUCUGGCCGACUGCCGCCCUUCCUGCCUUGUUGGUCGUUCCUCGACCCCCUGACCCCAGCCUCGUGUGUCUGGCGGUGUCCUCGUUGGACCGGCAUUUCUCUGUCCUGAUUCCCUGCUCCUCCACCCUGUCAUGGUUGGGGGAGGCUCUCCGUUUCCUUCAACCCCUUCAGGCGCUCUCCCUGCGGGCACCUAGCUCCUUGGCCGCGUCAACGCCCCCUGACGGCGUUAUCCGAUGGCGUUCAGGCGAUCUUGUUGUCGCCCUGCCUCCGGCAGCCUUCGAGCCUACCUACCAGCCCCCGUGCUUCCACACUGACGCACAGGUUCGGCAUUGUGCUGUCUGGGCCGUCGAUUUUUCAGUCUCUGCCCGGAUAAACUUUAUACUCUGGCGCCCUGGGGUCCGUGCAACCCGGGGACAUGCACCCGAAGGGGCACAGUGGCGGGCCCUCGACUUUACUUUUGCUGGGGAAUUCUGUCAGCACUACCCUGGGCGUUGGGUGCCGGUACCCUGGAUCGCCCAAGAUCAUGCCCAUUUAGUUGUGGUGUCCGAGGACCCGACAUAUGUCAAUGUUGUCAUUGAAGCUGACGGUAGGUGCUGGUGUGCACCAGUCACUGCCGUGACGGACGCCUGGCAGUUAUGGACUGAUGUGCCCUCAAUUCCCACUCAACCACGAGUGCUGGGUCUUUCACACCAGGAACUGCGCCAAGGCACUGUCCUCCGCAAUGGUGACAUUGUGUCAGGAGCGCCCAAGGUCGCCCCGUUAUCGGGUGGCGUUUGGGUUCUCCUCGCUUUCUUUCUCUCUACCCGAUUUCUACCGACUUUCCCGAGCUCCUGGGUUCUGCUUGCUGGCUUGGUUUUCGGGUGGUACCAUGAGGCUGUUGGUGCCCGUCACCUUUCCAUCACAGUUGGCCUCGCUGCCGCCGGGCAGGGUCACGUUAGGGCAGUUAGGAUGCAUGACACACCUUAUCCUAUAGGGGAAUGUCACCGCCUAUGGGAGCCCUCCGGCUCUGUGUCAGGGCCGUUUUCUGGUCCUGUUGAUCGCCCGCCGGCGGAGUUGCGUCAUGCUGCUGUUGCGUGGUCUGACUUUACUCAAGUCCUGCCACCUCAAGAUCCUCGCAUAGUUGACUGGGUACCUGUCCCUUCAGAUCCACUCUUUGUUGUUGUCUUGCUUCAGUGCCCGCCUGCGACUCGAGCAGCAAUCUUACCAGCCACCUGUCAUGCUGCAGACCUUAUCCGUGCUUGUCGGCGGUCGGUUCCUGAUUUAGCUUGUGUUUUAGCCUCGCCCGAAAUCUGGUGUGGCACCGCCACUUCCUUUACCCCGACUCUUUUCCUUCGGUCAGGGGACGUGCUGACCCUGGCAUGUGCCGGCUGGGUUCCACGCUUGCGCUCUCCUAGUGGCCGCUUUUGGGAGACCUUUUAUCAGGCCCGUAAAUUUGCAUUUUGGGGUAGCCCCUUUCAGAUUCGUACGCCAGGCCUUCUGUUUGCGUGGUCGGCCGGUGAUCCUGUUCCCUUGACGGUUCACACCGUUCAAAAUGAAGUGUGGGACCCGGAACACUGCACAUUCCGUCCCUCCUUGGCCCGGUACAGUGUCGACCGUUGGAUCCCGGCGGCCCGCUGUGAUCUGCUAGGCCUCCACCUUGUCCCUGAGAGUCUUCAUCCGCAUCGUGCACAUGUUCUGCCUCUGCAGCCACCCCUUCGGUUGUUGGAGGUCUCCCGUUACAGCACGCGGGGUCUGAUUCGGGAUGGUGAUAGCGGCUCUCUUGGUAGCAGCGCUCCCUCCCCCCGUCUUAUGCUGUGCCUGGCUGGCCUUCUGCUGGCGCGGAAUGCAUUGCCGCUCUGGCCCAGUGGAGGAGCCCUCCUUUUUGCAGGGGCCUCUUUCGGUGCGUUUCCCUUCAGUGGCACCCUUGUCUUACCGACUGUUUCUUCUGUUGCGAUGCCGGUCUUUUCCCAGACUCUUCGUGUGGUGUCGCCCAAGUGGCCGCCGAUUGCGCCAAGCCGGGGUUCUUUCACCGUUGUCGGGGGACCUCGCCGUGGAGGAGCGCUGCCCUUUUGGCUAGCUGCCCCUGAGUCAGCUGGGAGGCCUUUUGCCCGGACUGCUCUUGUUCCACCGGCAUGGUCCGCGUCCCUGCUUGACUGUUAUGGCCGUGCGUGGGGAGCGCCGGCCGAUGACCGCGACUUCGACGGUUCUCCCGCGACUUCUGCGAUGCAUUGUCUUGAUUUGCAGGACGCCGGGUAUCAUUAUGCCGGCUUGGCCGCGCAUUAUUUGUUUAAGCCCCUUCUCACCGACCUUCCUUCGUCACUGGCUUCCCUGCUCCAUCAGGGAUGGUGCCGGUUUCCCCGUUGGCCAGGCGGUGUUCCGGACGAAGUGUUCAUUGCCACUGAUGGUAGUGGGUUAGGCAAGGGUGGUUGGGCCAUAGCUGUGUGGGUCUCGUGGAAGGGUAAUUGGUACCGCCUCGGCUGGGACGCCGGCAGCCUAGCAUCUACACCGUGGCUUCCCUCGUUUCCUGCAACCCAUCUCGACCUUCGUUCCUACCUGGGGGAGCUGAGCGCUUUAGUGUCUGCUGCUGCGUGGUUCACAGUGUGGUGGGACAACAUGCAGCUCCUGACCGGGAACGCGCCUGCCAGGAUUACCUUAGCUGUUGACAACAGUGCAGCGCUUCAAGUCGCAGGGGGCCAUGCUUCGGCGACAACGCCGCAUGCCCGUGUCUGCCGGGCUCUAUGGCAGUCGAUCCAGUCCCGAUGUUCGACGCACUUCAGGCAUGUGCCAGGCCAUACUGGCAACCUCGUCAAUGAAAUUGCCGAUGCCUUGGCCGGGUACGGAACUGCUCAUGACUGUUGUGCAUCCGUCGGAUGGUGCCGUCUGCCGACUACAUUUGGUGACUCACUUUUAGAGUGUGCCCCGCUCAUGUGGCUCUUGCCGCAAGCUUGCCUGCAAGAAGGCCGGUUGUGUUGGCGCUCACCGGGAUGGGUUGAUUGCCCCCGCACGUCCAUUCAAGAGCCCCCGCAGAUACAGCCGCAGGUGCGGCAAGAUGACGAGCAGGUCAAACCUCUUCGUACCACUGUCACUCUUGUGCAAGCCAACAUCCAGACAAUUAAAGAUGUUGAUGUGUCCUUCUUCAAUAGGGAUGGACACGGACAGCGCCGCAUCUACCUGGCUAAACAGCUUCGAGCUCUGGGGGUACAUAUUGCUUUUCUUCAAGAGUGCCGCAGCCGCCCGGGCCGAUGGUCCUCCCACGGCUUUCUCAGCUUCCGUUCGGGAGCCGAGAAAGGGCUGUUCGGGGUCGAAAUUUGGAUCCGCCCCGACCUGCUGCACCCUGCUUUGAGUCUGGAUGACUUCCGCAUCCGUUUUGCCAGCCCGAAAAUUCUGUUAGUGCAGUGUCAACGCGCUGAGCUCCCGGUUACUCUGGUUGCAGCCCAUGCACCUCAUGCUGAGAGGCCGGACGCGGAGAUUCGGCGGUUUUGGCAUGAUCUCAAGACGCAACUUCUUCCUGCCUGCAAUCGCGGUACUGUUCUGUUAGGUAUUGAUGCCAAUGCUGACUUUACGGGCCGUGAUGAGGAAGAGACCCUCGUUGGCGACCUUCUUAAUCUCCGCCCAGCCAGGCUUGGUGACGAUCUCCUUCUUGCCUGUGCUCAUGACACGGCGCUGGCUGCCCCUGGCACUUGGUCUGAGGUCUGCACUGGACCCACUUGGACCUGGCAGCACACAGGCGGUAAGACCCAACGCUUGGACCACUUGCUUAUUACCCAUGGCACUCGGGUCUCUCAGUAUCGCCAAUUUCCUGAAUUUGAUAUCUUGAAUGGCGAAGCAAGGGAUCAUAUGCCCAUUGUCAUUUCUGUUGACGUCUCCGGGAAGUCAGCAGGUAAGAUGCACCCACGCUGUCCCUACUCGGCUGACUCCGGUGCCGCUGUCGCGGAAGCUGUCUGGGACGCUCUUCACCAGUCCACACCUGGUAGUAGUGCGGAGAGAGUUCAGCAACUUUGUGCUGCCCAUGCCCGUGCGAUCCGCUGCCUUCCUGCCCGGCCCCCUCUUCAAAAACGGCAACCUUAUCUGUCCGACGUUGCUGCUGGCCUUCUUGACACUCUUCGUGACGCGCGGGCCGAGGUUAGGCGGCUUCGCACCCUCUAUCACCGGCAACUCUGUUUGGUUGCCUUUCGGGCAUGGUGCCGCCGCCGCGUUGAGUCCCCAGCCCUGCCAUGGGAACUUCAUCAGGUUCGCAUGAUGAUGGCGCAUUUUGCACAUGUUUGUUUCCGCCUUCGAGCUCAGGCUCAUGCACAGGCACGGCUUGAUAAGCAGGCCUACUUCGAAUCCAUGCUCCUCGGCGCAGUCGAUCACUGGCAUGCCACCGGGCGCCCUCUCGAGGCGGUUGCCAAGCUGUCUUGGGCGUCCAAAGGUGCCAAGCAAAAACGUGAUGUUAGGGCCGCAAGUGGGUUUGACAUCGAUGAGCAACUCCAGCUACAAUUCCAGCAGCAGGAAGAUGGCCGCCCGGUGUCGGAUGCCCAAUUGAGUAAGCGGGGUGCGGUACUGUGCGAAAGUGCGACCACGGAGGUCCAGUCCUUCCCACUCCAAGUGCUGAUGAGAUGUGUGACGUCUAUCCAGUUGGCCGGACUGGAGUUCUUCCUGGGUUGCCGAGUGAACAGCUUCUCCUCACGCCAGCUGCUUGUUCAUGGCGGCAAGUGUGGCUGCCCGUCGAUUUGCGACAGCUUGGUGGUUGACCUUCUUCUUGCUCGUUGCACGUGGGGCUGGUUGACCCUUGCCUCCCAACCUCUCUUCUUGCAAGAUGUUGACACGCUGCAGUUUCAGAUUGGUCCGGCUGUUGAGGCUCUUCAGGGUCCUGUCGGAUCGUCCCUGGAUCCUCCCCUGUCUCUCUUUUCUGCGAUGCAGGUGAGCCUCCCAACUGCUCCGGCCGCCUACGACGCCUUUCCGGGUCACUCGCAUAACCAGGCCGUUCUUAUCACACCCAAUGGGUUAGUAUACGUUGAAGCCCCGGUUUAUGCUGACGCCGCGACCUUCCGACGCAUCGUGUCUACGCGGGCUUCCCCUGCCGCUACUGGUGGCGUUUUGCGGAUCUGGCACCCACUUCCCUCGCUCCCUCUUGUCCAGUUUCUUGAGGUUCACUGUGCUGAGGGUGAGGUGCCGUGCAUUUUGGAUUUCCGUCCUGUGGGCUGGAGACUGACUACUGUCUGCAUCUCGCCCCCUGUCACUGCGCUCGCCGCUGUCACCGCGGCUUCACGUCGGGAUCGCAACAGUCUUCCCCACGAAUGGGUCGAUCAGUGUGCCAGGGGUGGCUUCGGUCUUCUUCACAGGGAAUUCUCUGUGCUUCCGGAUCAGGUCAUUUCAGGGAGCUUUCCGUUGGUUAUCAUGUUCUUCCCGCAUGUUUUUCGACAGGACUCCUCGUCUUCCUCGGAGGACCAGGUUGGAGGGUGGGACACUCCAGGUACUUCGGAUACCAUUUCCGCCCUUCAGCACACCUUGCUGCCUUCACCCGCGAGAGCUUCCGCUCCCGCCAGUAUACCUGCCUGCACCGGAGUUACACCCUCUGCUUUCCUUAAUUCUUCAGUCCCUAGCGCUGCUGAGCACAUUGAGGAGCCGGCUUCGGACACGUCUGCUGCUGCCCGCAUUUUGCGAAGGCCUUGGGUAAUCCCUCAUAUCUUGGGUGUCUUAGGUGGGCGCGCCGGAAGGCAACCUGGACUUGGCACGUGGAGUGUUGCUUGCUUCCUGCUGCACCUUUCUCUUGUUGCAGCGGUUCAAAUCCACAGUGAACCUGCAUCGCCACGUGAUGCUGUUCUUUCUGCUGCCAGAGCUCCAGACCGCCAGAUUGCUGCUCCUGCUGGAGCCCACUCUCACCUGCAGUCCAAGUGGCUCUUGACUGGUGACUUCGGGGAUGGCCCUCUCUGGUUAUCGCUUCCGUCACCUGACUCGGUCUUCCUUAUAACUUGCCGUCUUUGGCUGCCGGGCUCCGAUGUGCGACUUGAGUUUUCUAGCACCGAUCGGGCCCGUGAUGUGUCUGCGGAGCUGUACCGCCAAGCCAUUCGACUUGGCAGAUCUCAGAUUGUUGCGGCGUCGGUAGGGCUUACGCUUGAAGCUGUUCACCUUGUGUCCCUGCCAUCGCACCCGGAAGCAAUUACGGUCCUUUUUGACCUAGGCAGGGAGGUUGUCUGCAGCGAACUUCCGUUCGACUAUAGUCCGAAUCAGGUUAUUACUGCCGCGCAGGAAGCAGCCUCUAGCAGUGACAUCCAAAUCUUGAAAGGCCUGGCACACAGACUUCGCCACGGUGAUGUCAUUCGGGUGAUUGUUAACUCCGAGCAACGCACGCUUGAUGUCUCGGCGUUCACUCUCCCGCCUCAUGUCACCUCCGCCUCUCGGUGGCUUCGGGAGUCGAGGGUGGUGUCCUUCCUUCAUUCCGUCGAAGGGGUGCUCUCUUUCGAGGUUCCGCGGUCGUACGCCCUUGACAUCACCGUGCUGAGCACCCUCCUGCAUAGUGUUAUCCCUGGCCGUCAUGUCUUUGUUGAGAUCCCCGGGGCAGAUGCCCUCCCACAUGCGGCGUUUUGUGUUGCUCGGCCUGGCCAAGACUGUGUUACUUAUCGCCUGACUGAUGCCUCUGAUCCUUCCGCUGCAGGCCUUUUUCUUGCCUUUGCAGGCGUUUUCGAGUCCUUCCCUGUCUUUCUCGACAGCCUUCUUUACAGCAAUCGCCCUGCAGCUGUCUUGCUUCGUCGGUUACAGCCUUUUGGCUUGUCGGUGCUGUCCUGGGAAUGUACCGUUAUCCCCGGCCGAGGGGAUUGUCACUAUUGGCAUGUUCAUGUCCAGGCUGACCUUGCAAGGGCUCGCGACUACCUCCUUCAUUUGCAUUGGGCCCGAUCCAUCUGCGGGUUCUCGCGCGUCACCUUGACCUUCAUCUUAGUGCAUAUCUUGGUCUUGGACAUUUUGGUCACCCCGCCAUCCGCACCAGUUUGGUGGUUACACCACAUUGACGACCCUGGUGAAUUCCGGUCUACUCUCUCCUCACCCGGGGGACCUUUGCCAGACCGUUGCCCAGCUCUUUCCUUUGCUGGCCAGUUUUACCCGCCUGGAGCUCCCCUGCCCGACUUUCCCUCUGGAGCUGUCAUUCAGAUUAUCAUUGGCGCUCUUGCAAGAAUACCGGGAGACGAUGAUCCUUGGAACCCUGAUCCAUUAGUCAUAGAUAGCCCCUUCUUCCGUCAUGUUCCCAGUCGUGGCCCUGCUCUGGAACCGGCCAUCCGGCUUGACGGGCGUGGUAAUCAACUUGCUGCUGGCGCCCUGCAACACCCCUUGGUCGAUCAAGGUGUCCAGACUGACCUCUCGGGUAAUGGAACCGGUCUCGACCAUGCCACCGUUUCCCGGGUGCAUCUACUUUCCCGUGAACUCUCCUUCCAUACGUCACGACUGUGGGCGGGGCUUGCGGAGCCUGACGCCGAGCCUGUUGGAGACUCCCCCUCCGUUCUGAGGCUUUCUUCCCAAAGCGCUUGCGCUGCCGCCUCGGCCCCGAAUGUCGAUCUGCUUGAUAUCGGGGGUACUUCUGGCAGCCACAAGCUGGCUCUCCCGUCCUCCGUUAGCUGGUUGUUAGUUGGGGCUCUUUUCGGUCUUAGGGGGGUUGCUUUUAGGAGCGUUCUUGCUCUUGCCACUGUGAGCGAAGGCUCUAUUAUCUUCCCACCGCCUGAUUGUCCGGCCGAGGAGUCGUCUGAUGAAGACGGUCCCCCUCCUGUCCAAGCUGAGAACAUGUCGGACGCUUCAGGGGCACCAGUCCCCUUCACCACUCCGGCUGGACCCCCUCCACCGGAGCCGGUGAACGCCCCUUUCCAGCCUCGUUUGCGCUACCUUCGUGCGGCCCGCCCUCUUGAGGAUUAUGCUCUGGGCCUUUGGCCCUCCACUCUUGACAGGGAGCCGGCUGCCGAUGAGGAUGUUAUUCGCCGGGUCCAAGCUGAUUUGCUUGGACUCCAACGCGGCCUACGCACAUUUGCCGCUGCCAUCCCAUUGGGCACGCCCUUUUGUAUCCACAAUCCCUUCACUGCCCGCCAGCAAUGUGACAUUGUUGAAUACUCUGCCGGGCCUGAACUUAAUCCCUUUGUUCUGUUUCAAGGCCAUGCACGCAGCCGUGGUUGGGCCGGGAUGGUCUUGCUCAUGCCGCAACCUGAUGCCACAGCUGUGCAUCUAAUUGGUUGCCCCCAAGCACCUGGCAAUGCCGCGGUGGGUGUCGUCAUUGACGGACGCCUCAUUCCUUGCUGCCUUCCUACAUGUGUAGCUUGUGAGGCGCUCCGAGAGCUUCACUUAGACGGCCAAGCAUAUGAUCUCCGACCUCCGGAAGUCCAUGAAGAAACUGCUGUUGUCCAAUUUCGCAACGGCGACUGUUUGGCGGCAGGGCGCCGACCCUCCCGCCAGCUUCCCUCCCAGCGAGAUGUGCAAGCCGCCACCGCAGAAACCUUGGGGCGUGACACCGAUGCUGCCACCUCGGCCCCCGGAACUACUUCUGCUGCAGUCAGAGCCGCAUGGUUGUGGCUUGGGCUCGUUGUCACCUCCGCCAGAUCGCCUGGUGUGGCCCCUGCCAUUCUAGCUCUUUGUCUCUGGCACGCAGAGGUUCUAGGUAUGCAUAGGCCGGGUGGCUUCCCUUGGGGUAUUGAUCCGGUUAACCGGCGGUUCUCUGGCAUUACGAGCGAGGACCCGGUUGAAGUUGUCUUGCACAGCCCCUUUUUGGGGGUUUUUCCGCCCUUUACAGCCUCCCAGGACACUUGUCACACUCAGGCCUGGGCCCAGUUUCGCAAUGAUGACCCGGGGUGGGCGGUAGACUACUUUCCGGUCUGGCCGGGGCCUGCAUUCAAUGAACUUUCCGUCGUUCCUGUCGGCCAUGACCCCGCCCUUGUCACUAUUAUGCUUGUCUGGGGAGGCCACCAUCGGGCCACACUCACGCCUCGAACUAUGACGGUUGCGUGGCUGACUUCCUUCGUUGCCCGUCACAUCAACAGUGAAGUUGGUGGACUUUCACUUCCCCACGGUUUGGCGGUUUGCGAAUAUUUUGAUAUUCCGCCUGCUGCUUUUCGGUUCCGCAAUGGGGACGUUGUUUAUAUCCAUGAUCCCCCAGCGGACCCUGAUGAGCCGUUAGAGUUUGUAGAGCCGUGGCACCUCCAGGAUGGACUCGCGGCACACCACGCUCCCUGGGCAGUGGGGUUCCAACUUAUGUUUCCGAUUUCGGUGCACUUGCUCCGUCCUGCGAAACCGCCACUUCUCACGAGCAUUCCGGCUGGCGAAUCAUGGUGUCCUGAAGCAUUUUCAUUUUCAGGGGACUUUAGACACCAAUUCCCUGGCUUUUGGACGCCGGUCCAGUGGACGAGUGCCCGUGCCCUGCAAUUGAUGGCGGUUAACGAGGUUGCAGCUAAGGUUAAUGUCGUAGCAGCUACUCCCGAAGGGCGGUUGUGCCGAUCGGUUGACCGUGUUGUGUCUCGUGCCAGCCUCGCCGCUCAACUGAGGUUUUGCCCUGCGACGGUGCAGGUUGGCGGGAUUCCGCCAUAUGCCCUAGAGCAAGCGUGCGAACUCCGCAACGGGGAUGUUGUUUUUGGUGAGUUCGCUCGCGGUGGCUGUGCGACUGCCUCCUGCCAACUAGGUUUGUGGCUAGGAACUGCACUUGCCCUCUCACAGCUGCUCGUGGCACGCCAGUUCUUGCUUGUCCUCGCUGUUGGACUUGUUUAUGGUGGUCAUCCCGCGAGUUUCGGGGCCAGUGCUCUGCUGCUCAUGACGCCCGCGGCGGCCAUGAUUCCACAGGCUCCUGCAACAUCUGUGGCAAUCCCAGAUAUCCCUGCUGCCACUGCUAACCGAGUCACCCUCACUCUUGCAAAUCCUUUUGCACCCUGGCAACGUGUUGAGGUUGACCCCCGUAAUGCCUUUGAGGAGAUCAUUGCAGAUGCACAUCACACCCUGACGUCGUGGCAUCGGGGUUUUGUCGAAUCCGGGCUGGUGACCGAUGGUUCGCAUGUUCUGGUCCCGAGACCCGGAGGGAGGCUCACAUGCAUACUGGUCACGGGUUUAGGUCAGCUUCUUUGUGUGGUUGUGCCCUCCUUUCUCACUCCCCGCGAUCUAACCCAGGCCUUACAGCUGCGCUUUGGCCGCAGGGUCAGUGUGCACCUAUCGCCCGGUCUCGCUGCGUCAAUCCGGGAUGCCAGACCCGUGCUCGCUUUGCGCUCAGGUGACUUGAUAGCUGUACGGCUUUUCCAGUCAGACCCUUCAGCGGGGCCACGUGAAACGCCCGUCUUCCUGACCUGGGGAGCUGCGCAUGCCGCAUCAGCAUGGCAUUCUGACUUUAUUGUGGCACACGCCUCCUGUGUGCUGUUGUGGUCACCCAGCCGACCCGCUCGGGUCGCUCUCCUCCGACACCAAGCGAGGUGGAAUGCUGCCGAGGCCACCGUGUGCCAACACGAGGAUGCCUUGGGUGUAUACCGGUGGGCGCCGUGCCACGGACACCUCGGGACGCCUCCUUGGCUUGUUGAGCAAGCCACUGCUCUUGGGCGUGUCAAUAUCAUUCAGUCUCGCGGCUCCACUAGGUGUGUCGAGAUUGAUAGAGGUGCUGCACACGACCUGUAUGUUCACGGGUUUUCCCUCCGCCCCGCCUCCAGCCAGGCUACUGAGGAAGCCAGUGUCCGCGAUGGUGAUUGGUGGGUUCACUCCCUUGCAGCUGGAUUGUUUGGCCGUCGGUUCCCCGCGUUGGCCGGGCUUUUGCUCCUUGUGCAUGGUUUCAGCGGACCCGCCUGGGCGGUGUCCUCAGGAUCUUCGGGCCGAUGUUCCAGUGUCGACUCUUCGGAAGCCCGCACCAUUCGCACUAGGAUGCCGCCUCGGCGGAGUCGCUCCCGUGGCCAGGACAGCUCUCAGCGCUAUUUUCCUGCGCGAGUCGAUUUCAGCAGUGGCGAACCCUAUGUCCUGCAGGCGGGGUGGCAGCCUGAUUGUACUGACGGUCAGUUGUGUUUUGACCGCUGCUUUCCCGGUCCAAGGCCUCUUACCACCCGAGUCCUUUGCCCCCUGAGGGGUUGGAGUGAAUCUCAUUUUGCCCGGUUGGAAGGGCCAUGGUCCCUGUUUGAAGCUGUUGGCUCCCGACACUGUGGGGCCUGGGCAACCCGCUUCUUUCCCGUCCGUGGGGCAUUUCCGUUUGCCCAAGUUACGCUUGCCCCGGUUGCUCCCUUCGGGAUGGCAAGUGUAGUCUUCCACACCCUCAGUGGCACUGCAGUUGCAUUAGCGUCGGUUGAUGCGUCGCUCGAGGACAUUCAGCGACUGGCCGCCCGUCUCAUUCCCUGCACACGGUUUUGGGUUGUCAUUCCGCCUCCUUCCAUCCGCGCCGCUAAUAUGCACACGCACAUCCGCCUUCGCAACGGUGAUGCUUUUGGCUUUUUGCCUGACUCUUCUCAACCCGGUUCUACGCGGUUCCCUGCUCUGCACUAUCCGUCCCUUGAUCGGGCGCGGCAGGUUGCCAGCUGGUCGUUGUCCUUCAGGUUUGACACCGGAGGACCCGUCACCCUGUGGACAACCUCCAACCGUUUUGGCCAGUUGGUUUAUGUACGUGACAAUGCGUAUUGGGAUCCUCUUGGCCCCACUUUUCGAAGCUUAGGCGGAGAGACCCUAACCGGUUCCUGGGUACCAGUCCUUACAGGCGACCUGUCGGACCUACAUCUAAUGUCCCGCACCUCAAUUUCUGAAGCGCAUGUGCUCUUCCUUCUGCCGCCAGAGCAGACACCGGUGGGGGUCUUCCUAGCUGGCUGCAACACCCACCGCAUUCCCUUGGGCUGGCAAUUGUUACCUGCCAUCCGUUAUGUGCGUGCCGGUAGCACGCUGCGGGACGGGGACGUCUUGGUUAUCGCCCCGGCUGCCGAUCUGGUUUGGGACCCUUUCAGUAUCCGGCCUCCCAGUUUAGAUGAUGUGCAGCCGCAGAGUGCCCAGCACACUUGGCAUCAAUCUCUGACCUCUGCCUCGCCCGGCCCUACGGCUCUGCUAGGCUUUCUCGCGGUUUCGGUUGGUCGCGCUCCAUGGUGGUUAGGGCUUGCCCUCGGGGUUGUUCUAGGGUCUGGCAUGGUGCCAUCUUACGAGCUCCCCGAUCCGCCCAUCCGAGUCGGGCUGUACCCAUGGCGCGCGCGCCCUGGUGAGGGCGACCUCCUCGAUCUUUCGGUCCGCCCUGAAUUGGAUGUUGUUCUGCUUAGUCCUUUCACAGGGCCUCGGGAGGCCGGUCGUCUUUACACCUCCGCUGCCAUUACGGAGCUUCACACUUUGACGCAGGCCUGUGAGCCGGCAUGGGGUGCGGAUGCUGUGCCUGUCUGGCCGACUGCCGCCCUUCCUGCCUUGUUGGUCGUUCCUCGACCCCCUGACCCCAGCCUCGUGUGUCUGGCGGUGUCCUCGUUGGACCGGCAUUUCUCUGUCCUGAUUCCCUGCUCCUCCACCCUGUCAUGGUUGGGGGAGGCUCUCCGUUUCCUUCAACCCCUUCAGGCGCUCUCCCUGCGGGCACCUAGCUCCUUGGCCGCGUCAACGCCCCCUGACGGCGUUAUCCGAUGGCGUUCAGGCGAUCUUGUUGUCGCCCUGCCUCCGGCAGCCUUCGAGCCUACCUACCAGCCCCCGUGCUUCCACACUGACGCACAGGUUCGGCAUUGUGCUGUCUGGGCCGUCGAUUUUUCAGUCUCUGCCCGGAUAAACUUUAUACUCUGGCGCCCUGGGGUCCGUGCAACCCGGGGACAUGCACCCGAAGGGGCACAGUGGCGGGCCCUCGACUUUACUUUUGCUGGGGAAUUCUGUCAGCACUACCCUGGGCGUUGGGUGCCGGUACCCUGGAUCGCCCAAGAUCAUGCCCAUUUAGUUGUGGUGUCCGAGGACCCGACAUAUGUCAAUGUUGUCAUUGAAGCUGACGGUAGGUGCUGGUGUGCACCAGUCACUGCCGUGACGGACGCCUGGCAGUUAUGGACUGAUGUGCCCUCAAUUCCCACUCAACCACGAGUGCUGGGUCUUUCACACCAGGAACUGCGCCAAGGCACUGUCCUCCGCAAUGGUGACAUUGUGUCAGGAGCGCCCAAGGUCGCCCCGUUAUCGGGUGGCGUUUGGGUUCUCCUCGCUUUCUUUCUCUCUACCCGAUUUCUACCGACUUUCCCGAGCUCCUGGGUUCUGCUUGCUGGCUUGGUUUUCGGGUGGUACCAUGAGGCUGUUGGUGCCCGUCACCUUUCCAUCACAGUUGGCCUCGCUGCCGCCGGGCAGGGUCACGUUAGGGCAGUUAGGAUGCAUGACACACCUUAUCCUAUAGGGGAAUGUCACCGCCUAUGGGAGCCCUCCGGCUCUGUGUCAGGGCCGUUUUCUGGUCCUGUUGAUCGCCCGCCGGCGGAGUUGCGUCAUGCUGCUGUUGCGUGGUCUGACUUUACUCAAGUCCUGCCACCUCAAGAUCCUCGCAUAGUUGACUGGGUACCUGUCCCUUCAGAUCCACUCUUUGUUGUUGUCUUGCUUCAGUGCCCGCCUGCGACUCGAGCAGCAAUCUUACCAGCCACCUGUCAUGCUGCAGACCUUAUCCGUGCUUGUCGGCGGUCGGUUCCUGAUUUAGCUUGUGUUUUAGCCUCGCCCGAAAUCUGGUGUGGCACCGCCACUUCCUUUACCCCGACUCUUUUCCUUCGGUCAGGGGACGUGCUGACCCUGGCAUGUGCCGGCUGGGUUCCACGCUUGCGCUCUCCUAGUGGCCGCUUUUGGGAGACCUUUUAUCAGGCCCGUAAAUUUGCAUUUUGGGGUAGCCCCUUUCAGAUUCGUACGCCAGGCCUUCUGUUUGCGUGGUCGGCCGGUGAUCCUGUUCCCUUGACGGUUCACACCGUUCAAAAUGAAGUGUGGGACCCGGAACACUGCACAUUCCGUCCCUCCUUGGCCCGGUACAGUGUCGACCGUUGGAUCCCGGCGGCCCGCUGUGAUCUGCUAGGCCUCCACCUUGUCCCUGAGAGUCUUCAUCCGCAUCGUGCACAUGUUCUGCCUCUGCAGCCACCCCUUCGGUUGUUGGAGGUCUCCCGUUACAGCACGCGGGGUCUGAUUCGGGAUGGUGAUAGCGGCUCUCUUGGUAGCAGCGCUCCCUCCCCCCGUCUUAUGCUGUGCCUGGCUGGCCUUCUGCUGGCGCGGAAUGCAUUGCCGCUCUGGCCCAGUGGAGGAGCCCUCCUUUUUGCAGGGGCCUCUUUCGGUGCGUUUCCCUUCAGUGGCACCCUUGUCUUACCGACUGUUUCUUCUGUUGCGAUGCCGGUCUUUUCCCAGACUCUUCGUGUGGUGUCGCCCAAGUGGCCGCCGAUUGCGCCAAGCCGGGGUUCUUUCACCGUUGUCGGGGGACCUCGCCGUGGAGGAGCGCUGCCCUUUUGGCUAGCUGCCCCUGAGUCAGCUGGGAGGCCUUUUGCCCGGACUGCUCUUGUUCCACCGGCAUGGUCCGCGUCCCUGCUUGACUGUUAUGGCCGUGCGUGGGGAGCGCCGGCCGAUGACCGCGACUUCGACGGUUCUCCCGCGACUUCUGCGAUGCAUUGUCUUGAUUUGCAGGACGCCGGGUAUCAUUAUGCCGGCUUGGCCGCGCAUUAUUUGUUUAAGCCCCUUCUCACCGACCUUCCUUCGUCACUGGCUUCCCUGCUCCAUCAGGGAUGGUGCCGGUUUCCCCGUUGGCCAGGCGGUGUUCCGGACGAAGUGUUCAUUGCCACUGAUGGUAGUGGGUUAGGCAAGGGUGGUUGGGCCAUAGCUGUGUGGGUCUCGUGGAAGGGUAAUUGGUACCGCCUCGGCUGGGACGCCGGCAGCCUAGCAUCUACACCGUGGCUUCCCUCGUUUCCUGCAACCCAUCUCGACCUUCGUUCCUACCUGGGGGAGCUGAGCGCUUUAGUGUCUGCUGCUGCGUGGUUCACAGUGUGGUGGGACAACAUGCAGCUCCUGACCGGGAACGCGCCUGCCAGGAUUACCUUAGCUGUUGACAACAGUGCAGCGCUUCAAGUCGCAGGGGGCCAUGCUUCGGCGACAACGCCGCAUGCCCGUGUCUGCCGGGCUCUAUGGCAGUCGAUCCAGUCCCGAUGUUCGACGCACUUCAGGCAUGUGCCAGGCCAUACUGGCAACCUCGUCAAUGAAAUUGCCGAUGCCUUGGCCGGGUACGGAACUGCUCAUGACUGUUGUGCAUCCGUCGGAUGGUGCCGUCUGCCGGCUACAUUUGGUGACUCACUUUUAGAGUGUGCCCCGCUCAUGUGGCUCUUGCCGCAAGCUUGCCUGCAAGAAGGCCGGUUGUGUUGGCGCUCACCGGGAUGGGUUGAUUGCCCCCGCACGUCCAUUCAAGAGCCCCCGCAGAUACAGCCGCAGGUGCGACAAGAUGACGAGCAGGUCAAACCUCUUCGUACCACUGUCACUCUUGUGCAAGCCAACAUCCAGACAAUUAAAGAUGUUGAUGUGUCCUUCUUCAAUAGGGAUGGACACGGACAGCGCCGCAUCUACCUGGCUAAACAGCUUCGAGCUCUGGGGGUACAUAUUGCUUUUCUUCAAGAGUGCCGCAGCCGCCCGGGCCGAUGGUCCUCCCACGGCUUUCUCAGCUUCCGUUCGGGAGCCGAGAAAGGGCUGUUCGGGGUCGAAAUUUGGAUCCGCCCCGACCUGCUGCACCCUGCUUUGAGUCUGGAUGACUUCCGCAUCCGUUUUGCCAGCCCGAAAAUUCUGUUAGUGCAGUGUCAACGCGCUGAGCUCCCGGUUACUCUGGUUGCAGCCCAUGCACCUCAUGCUGAGAGGCCGGACGCGGAGAUUCGGCGGUUUUGGCAUGAUCUCAGGACGCAACUUCUUCCUGCCUGCAAUCGCGGUACUGUUCUGUUGGGUAUUGAUGCCAAUGCUGACUUUACGGGCCGUGAUGAGGAAGAGACCCUCGUUGGCGACCUUCUUAAUCUCCGCCCAGCCAGGCUUGGUGACGAUCUCCUUCUUGCCUGUGCUCAUGACACGGCGCUGGCUGCCCCUGGCACUUGGUCUGAGGCCUGCACUGGACCCACUUGGACCUGGCAGCACACAGGCGGUAAGACCCAACGCUUGGACCACUUGCUUAUUACCCAUGGCACUCGGGUCUCUCAGUAUCGCCAAUUUCCUGAAUUUGAUAUCUUGAAUGGCGAAGCAAGGGAUCAUAUGCCCAUUGUCAUUUCUGUUGACGUCUCCGGGAAGUCAGCAGGUAAAAUGCAUCCACGCUGUCCCUACUCGGCUGACUCCGGUGCCGCUGUCGCGGAAGCUGUCUGGGACGCUCUUCACCAGUCCACACCUGGUAGUAGUGCGGAGAGAGUUCAGCAACUUUGUGCUGCCCAUGCCCGUGCGAUCCGCUGCCUUCCUGCCCGGCCCCCUCUUCAGAAACGGCAACCUUAUCUGUCCGACGUUGCUGCUGGCCUUCUUGACACUCUUCGUGACGCACGGGCCGAGGUUAGGCGGCUUCGCACCCUCUAUCACCGGCAACUCUGUUUGGUUGCCUUUCGGGCAUGGUGCCGCCGCCGCGUUGAGUCCCCAGCCCUGCCAUGGGAACUUCAUCAGGUUCGCAUGAUGAUGGCGCAUUUUGCACAUGUUUGUUUCCGCCUUCGAGCUCAGGCUCAUGCACAGGCACGGCUUGAUAAGCAGGCCUACUUCGAAUCCAUGCUCCUCGGCGCAGUCGAUCACUGGCAUGCCACCGGGCGCCCUCUCGAGGCGGUUGCCAAGCUGUCUUGGGCGUCCAAAGGUGCCAAGCAAAAACGUGAUGUUAGGGCCGCCAGUGGGUUUGACAUCGAUGAGCAACUCCAGCUACAAUUCCAGCAGCAGGAAGAUGGCCGCCCGGUGUCGGAUGCCCAAUUGAGCGCGGCCUUUUCUCUUUGGGCUGCUGAACCGCGUGGCGUUUGUCUUUUAGCCUUACCCACCCUUCUUGACGUUGAACACAUGUGUCGACUCCAGCGCCGAGGCAAGGCCCCUGGCCCGGAUCACAUUCGUAAUGAGGUCUGGCGAACCCACCCCGAUCGCGCAGGCCGAUGGUUGUGGCCUAUGUGGGUUCACCUCGCUUGGGGCGAGGCCGAGCCACUUCACUUUAAAGCUUCUACUGUGGGGGCUCUCCACAAAAAAGGCCCAGCUCACAUCCCCGCCAACUUCCGGUCCAUAGCCAUGCUGAACGGAGUGGCUAAGUUGUGGCACUCCCAACUUCGGGCCACCCUGGGUCAGGAAGUUAUUGCUCACUACUUUCCGACCCAGCUCGGGGGUAGGCGAGGCGUUGACACCGGCCUUGCCCUCACUGUCUUCCGCUCAGCUGUCGACUUGGCUUCCGUUCAUGGCCGGUCUUGGGCUGCCUUGUUUGUCGAUAUUCAGGCCGCAUAUUAUGAGGCAGACCGAACUUUGCUUUUCCACGGUCGUGACCUUGAACCAGCUCUUGCGGGCCUGCAGCUGCCUCGUCAUGUUCAUGGCCUGAUUCAGGAUGGCGUCCUAGCGGGUCUCGGGGUUCCCGCUGACCAGAUUGCUCUCCUGCGUGACUGCGUUGAAUGCUCGUACUGGCGCCUUGUCGGCCAGCACCAAGCUAUUAUGGCAGGUCGAGGGUCCCGGCCCGGGGACGGACUGGCCGAUGUCCUGUUUGGAGCCUUGUUCGCAGUGAUUUUGCAGUGCCUCCAUUUUGCGCUCAAGGCCGAAGAAAUAGUUCAUGCCACUUCCUCUGAUGCCCUUGGGCGACCUGAUGCGUCCCUUCAAAUCGCAUGGGCUGAUGACCUUUGCCUGCUUGUUGAUUUCAUCCGAGCCACUUGGGCUGUCUCGAAGUUGCGUCGCCUUUGCACUAUUGUUCUCCAAGUUUUCGAAGCCUUUCGGUUCCGCGUCAACCUUGGAGCAGGUAAGACCGAAGCGCUCGUUCACCUGCAAGGAGCAGGGGCUAAUGUUGCCCGCAAGGAUCUCUUAACCCCUGAGCCCCUUCUUGCCCUCAGUGAUGGUAGAGGCAUUAGGGUAGUCCCUGAAUAUAAGUACCUUGGGGUUGUGCAGCGCUGUCGUGACACUGGUCGACGGGAUGUCGAGGCCGCCGCCGCGCGUGGCAACUCUAUCUGGACUCAAGCCUCUGGACUUGUCCAUUCUGAGAAGUUGCCGUGGAUGCUCAAGUCCGUAUGGCUGCAGGGAAGGACUCUCCCUGCCGCGUACUCCUCCCUUGCCACGACUUUAGCUCGUUCUGACCGAGCUUGGGGACCCCUGAAUGGUUUCUACGACAAAUGCCUUCGCCAGCUCGUUGGGUCUUGGGAUGCUGGGCACCAUGUGGCCUCUGUCCAACUGCGAGCUUGUACGGGGGUUCUUGAUGUUGAAUGUGCUACGGUUAUCGCUCGUGUGCGCCUGCUCUGCCGCAUUGCCUCGGGCCGCUCCCCUGAGGUCUUUGAACUGUUCCAGGCCAGCUGGGAUCGCGGCGGGGAAUGGUCUUCCCUCCUUGCUGACGCGGUGCGGCGUGUUUGGCCGGCCUGUGGCCUACCGGCACUCCAGACAGGCGAGCCUACCCUUCUCUGUGUGCGCCGGCAUACCAAAGAGAUCCUCUCGGCCUGUCGCCGGAUCAGUCGGUCCGGCACUAUGCUGUUGGCUCUCCAUCGGGCGUGGAGAAGUCAUGGCGGUCCGCCAGCCAAGCGGGUGAUUGGUCUCGCGUCCCCUCACAUAUGCCCGGAGUGUGGUGCGACUCUCCCUUCGGCCCAUGCCUUAGCGGCGCAUGCCCAUCGACUUCAUGGGCGCGUUGCUCUGUGCACCCAGUACACGUUGGGGACGACCUGUCUGUGGUGUAUGGUCGAAUUCCAUAAUGCUGCACGUCUCCGGUACCAUCUUUUGCACUCACCGAGCUGCGAGCACGGGCUUCGGUGCUGUGUUGGCCCUGUAUAUGAGUAUGGUACAGGCACCAAACGCCGCGGCAAACAGGGCCAUGCCAGGGCCCCGGUUUUCCGCGUUGCAGGCCCGUGUAAUGCUACCGCGGCACAGCGUCGUGCCGCCGAGGAGGGGCGUUGCUGUACGGAUGAGGAGCUCGCUGCUGAGUUACGCACUAUCGCCCCUGGUCCAGGCUUCUCUGAGGGCACUCGCUCCUCUCCUGUUGUGCCCUUUCGCCGUGCAGGUGGUUACUCUACUCUUCCCCCUGGUGAAGAGGCUAGUACGAUCUCGUGCCCUGAGGUCUUGCGCUCACCACUGGCUCCUGUUGCUUCCCCCACCGGAGCUUUUGACUUUGGUUCACCCACCACCUCGGUUCGGCUCCUCUCUGUUGACACCGCGGCUGCCUCUGCUUGGUACCAGACGCAUCCAACGGAAGGGUUCUGCACUGUCUAUUGUUUCGACGAGGCCCCUGGCGCCUCGUCGUUCUGCGUCCCCUCUUGCCGGUGGUGUGCGGUGCCUCCAGCCAUCUGGUGUCUCCCGCCAUCGUGGGGGCGGUGCUGGAAACUCUUUCUUGCCCUGGAGUCGCUUCAUCCGUGGGCAGCUGAGACUUGGAGACUGUCUGCCUUUCUGCGUCAGGAGGAACGCCCCUCUCCAAGCGCCGCACUCGGAUGCUUGACAUGCUUUGAGCAGAUCGCGGCACAGCGGAUCCUUUUCCUGCGGCGACUGCUCACCUGUCUCCACUUGCUUCGUCAGCUUAAGGCUGGGGCUGCUCUGUGGUGCGCUGUUCCCCUGCCUGGCGCCUUCUGGGAACUUCUGCGCCGUGUCGUACCUCACGCUGUGGGUACAUCGGCUGUCGCCGUGCUUGGUUUUGGCACUGUCGUUAGCCUCCCUGCGGACCGCGGCCUCGCCGCUUUUCGGUCCGUCUCGUCUCUUGCACAGGAGAAGGCCCUGACUCCAGCAGCCACGCCGAACGCCUUGGUUUUCUGCUUUCUCGUGACCUUCUGGCUUCUCAAGCUGGUGUAUUGGGUGCUUGGGCAGAGCGCAGUGAACAAUCUACUGACACUGUUCGCCUGGAUUGUGCCAUGCCGCGGUUGCUUCAAGAGAUCUCGAAAUGCUGUCUUCGACGAGGCCUUUACCGAGGCUCCCAUGCGUGAGAUGAUCCGACGGAGGAUCAACCACAGUUACAAUGUCUGGGACGCGGACGGAUUCGAGUUCCUGACACCGGCGUCAUCCAAGCUAGGCCAGUGCAAUGACAUCCAGGCGAAGAAAGAUGUGCUCCAAAAGCUAGUCCAUGACCUUGUGGUGCAUGGAGGAUAUGCGGCAGAAUCUGAUGCCCUGAAGCAAACACUGGAAUCCUUAAGGCCUCAAGUUGCAGGCAGUCGUCUCCGCUUUGAUCAGAUCUUGAAGGCUGGUGUGGCUCAAGCUCAAGAAGCUCAACAACAGUUGAGAUUGAGCAGUCUGUGGUCACAGGCUAAUCCCGCCUUGGUUGCCAGUCCAAGCGAAGAUGAUGCCAUCAGUCACCCGGUUGCUAAAACUUUGUGGCGUGACUUUAUGAGCGGCCUUGAGAUACGCAGUGGUGUGGUGAUGCAAAAAGCCCUAAAUCAAAUGGCAACGCUGGGGAUUGCAAUUCCACCCAUGAUCUUUCGGAAGGUCCAGCAGCUCUCUGAGCAAGAUAAUGGUUCCAAUGCUAUUGGUCUUAGCUCGCCGCCUUUGACCCAGAUGAAUCCUGAUUCGAAUCCGCCGGAAAGCUUGUUAGACAUGGAGUGGUUGUCUCUUCAUGAUUGUGCUGGCUCGCAACGACGGAGAAAUCAAUCAGAAGUUCGUUCUUUGAAGCCCUUGGUUGAUGGAAGAGCGCCUGGCCCAAGGGACAUUCUCAAACUGUGUUGGCAGGCGGGCCUGUAUGUGAACAAGGCUCAAGUCGUUCCCCUGACGUACAAGCCUGCUACCAAACAGACGUGCAAGUCCAGCCUGAAGCCGAGCCUGCCUGCUACUAGCAAAGGUUCCGUCCUCAUAGGUCUCACUGUGAGGUUGCAAGGAGGUGGUGGGGCUGCCGCUUUCUACACGACCAAAUCGAAGGUGGUACUUACAGGACGUGAUGAUCAAGUGAUUGCUAAACUGCGGGAAUAUGUUUCACCUUUUUCAGAUAUUCUCCCAUCCAAAGCGAAUUCUUUCGGUUGGGGACUCCCUUCCCCUGCUGAUUUUGAGAUGCAGCUUGGGAUUUGA